Messenger RNA from Williopsis jadinii, 635 nucleotides. RefSeq names its product YqaE/Pmp3 family membrane protein. The record is from RefSeq and is a predicted model, not a curated record. Gene Ontology annotation, cellular component: membrane. The transcript has a single exon. Bases 45 to 497 code for a protein of 150 amino acids. Lineage: Eukaryota; Fungi; Ascomycota; Saccharomycetes; Phaffomycetales; Wickerhamomycetaceae.
GGUGCUGUGUCUACGCAUAGCCAUCGAAACAGACUCGAUCAUCAAUGGCCGUCUCGAUCACUUUGAUAGAUCGCACUAUAAACGUCCUCUUCAUACUGGAGACGUAUCUAUUCUCUCUGUUUCUACUACCUGUUGAGGCUAUCGCCGCGGUGUUUGAGCUCAUAGAGGACACUAACGAGAUAGUUGGGGAGGAGAAUGACACUGCGUUGCUCCAUGUUCUGGCCACCGGCCAUCAUGUGUACUCGCUAUGGGCUCCUUGGUACAACUUUAGGCACUGGCUGCACGGUGAGACCGCACAGUUGUUCAGAAGACACUGGUGGAUGCUGUGCCUGUCCUUUGUCAUGCCACCACUGGCCAUAUAUUUACGCUUUGGAGCGUGCACCAAGCUCGGCUUGUCUAUAGGCCUAACGUGUUUGGGAUUCCACGCGAUUGCAGUGUGCCAUUCUGUGUACAUCUUGUAUUUCCACCAACAGUAUAGGUAUAGGAUUGGGGGAUGAUUCUACAUUGAGGUUGUGCUGCAGCUGUGCUCGGUCGAGAGCAUUAGAGUAGAAGGUAGCUUGGUUUCACCACUCCGUAUAAGCAGAGCUUCUAUAGUUUCCACGUUUAUGACAUAUUGUAACUCAUCGCAAAGUAGC